Clupea harengus (Atlantic herring) is the source of this 1003-nucleotide messenger RNA. It is a transcript of the gene tmem220, whose product is annotated as transmembrane protein 220. The record is from RefSeq and is a predicted model, not a curated record. Lineage: Eukaryota; Metazoa; Chordata; Actinopteri; Clupeiformes; Clupeidae.
AGUUCAUGACGGUUUAUUGUUAGUCUAUUAUAAUAACCUAUACAAAACAACAACCACCUUGGCAUUAGUAGCCAACAAUGAGCAACCAUUAAUCAGAAUUUUUCUGAAUUCGAUUUCUAUACGUGCACAGCUAGGCCACAUCAGCUGACUACAGAAACUUCAACUCCCAUGUUCCUGGGAAAGUUAUGAAACAGAUCCGGGUUUUCCAUGUGAACCCCUGAAAAGUGGAGAAACUUCUUUGUCAAACGUUGUAUUUUUACGUAGCGUGAUGAAAAGCUCAUCGUCCAUGUUUCAGAAUGUCUGGAGGAUCUGCAAUUUAUUAAUGUCGCUGUUUUUUGGAUUAGCGACCUAUGUGCAGAUUAACGACCCGGAUGCAGGAUUGUGGAUGGCUGGGUAUGCCAUUCCAGCGAGUUUGACCCUAAUCCUUAGCUGGCGUCCAUACAUAACAGAGACUUUAAUCUGGCGAAGAUUAGCUGAUCUCUAUGUGCUUAUUGGUACUACUUUUUGUGCCAUGUUGGCAUGGAUACUUUUCAAAGAAGGUAUCAUAAAUAUUUUCCAACAAGAGGAGGGAAGAGAAUUUUCUGGUCUCAUGUUAGCGGUUACCUGGCUUCUCUUGUGUAGGCAUUCAGGAAGGGAUGAAAUUGGAAUGGUCAGAUUGUCCACUGCUGUUGGUAUCACAAUAUUUCCAUUUGUGGCUUGGCUAUACUACUACAUCAACACGGAGCUGAGCGCCAACUGGCCCGCACACUGUAAAACAUCACUCUAGGACUGACCAGUCAACUGGCCCUCACACUGUAAAACAGCACUCUAGGACUGACCAGUCAAUAGACAUGGCCAUCUGCUUGGGCAAACUCUUUAAGGGACUAGAAUGUCAGGCAUUGUAUUGUAUCAUGUGUGCACAGAGAUAUUUCAUCAAUACACACAUACAUGGUUUUGUACAUAUGGAUUUGUAUGUAAAGCUAUUGACAUGAGUAUCAAUAAAAAUACAACCUUGUGAAAAAAA